Molecule: messenger RNA, 2280 nt
Organism: Zingiber officinale
Lineage: Eukaryota; Viridiplantae; Streptophyta; Magnoliopsida; Zingiberales; Zingiberaceae
Exons: 2
Coding region: 79-1239 (386 amino acids)
Source: RefSeq, a predicted model, not a curated record
GAAAACGAAGCGUCAUCUUCGUGCUCGAUUCCCACCGAACUUCAGCCUUCGAUCGCUUGGAAAUCUCCGUCUUAGAGGAUGCCUCAUCCCAUUCUCGCGUGCUUCCGGGGCGGCGGCGGCGGCGGCAGCGAGGCGUCCGCGUCGACCGCCGCAAUGCGGAGCCGGACGACCUCCGUCUACGAGACUCGCCUCGCUCUCGCAGCGCUCAGUUGGUCCCGUACCGUCCUCGGCUUGUCACUUCGCGCCGUUCUCCGCCUCAAUGGCGAACAAGAAGGGGAUGCGCGAGAGGAGCCCCUCGUUUUCCGCAUCAGGCCGUGGCUUUUGUGGAAGCGGCGCGGCUCGAGGCGGUUCCGCUUCAAUGACGGCGGUGGCCGGCGCCGCUCCGUGGACUUCGUGUGGGACCUCAGGCGCGCGAGCUUCCCACCUUGGGGCAGCUGCGAGCCCUCCGGAGGGUUCUUCGUCGCAGUCUCCGUCGACGGUGAGAUGCUCCUCGUCGCUGGGGAUAUGAUCGACGAAGCGUACAAGAAGGCCAAGGUUCAGCAGAGUCCCGCGUGCAGGGCACUGGUAUCGAGGUUGGAGCACGCGGUGAUGGGUGAGUAUAGCGGCGGCAGGAGGUCGUACCGGACCCGCGCCUGGAUCGGCGACCGGUACCGCGAGAUCUCAAUCGAACUCGGGGCGAAGGAGAAGGGGAAAGAAAUGUGGAUGUCGGUGGAGAUCGACGGCAAGCGGCUCUUGUUCGUGAGGCGUCUCCGGUGGAAGUUCCGGGGGAACGAGAGAUCGGAGCUCGACGGAGGCUGGAUUCAUUUCUCCUGGGAUCUCCACAACUGGUUCUUCCAGUCUAAGGACCGCAAACCGAUACCGCCAGCCGCCGGCGCCCGCGACUCCGCCCCGGAAGAGCUAGGGCACGCCGUGUUUCUGCUUCGGUUCGAGGGCCCGCAGAAGUCAAGUCCUCAGCGAGAGGAUAAUUUUACCAGAAGUUCAAUCUUCAGAAAUUGGGUGACCGAGAGAUACGAUAGAAAGACGGGGUUCAUUAAUUGGAGCUGGAGUGGCAGUGGAGUUGUCGGCGAGCAUAGAAGGCGAGGGAGGAAGAGCAGCACGCAGAAAUCCAGCUACUCCUCUUCGGCUUCGUCGGCCUCGUCAGCUAGCACUUGGUCGGUGAUGGAAUGGGCGAGCCCAGAGGAAGUGGAGCUGCGGCGAGUGCAGGGCUUCUCCCUACUUGUCUACGCCUGGAAGAAUUGAUCCACUGGAGAACAAUUUGGGGGAUGGAACCAAGCCCACAGUUUGGGUGGCUAUUCACUCUUCUGAAUUGUGGGGACUCAGAGACUACAUAAGUUAUGUGAGCUUUCUUGCUUCCGUAUGCCAAUUUUGUCUGUCUGUUCUGGUUCCACGUGCUUGGGCAAUUUGUGGUCAAUUGUCCGUGCAACAACAGUUCUAUCACAUGAAAUUAAUAGUUUGAAGUUCUUCUGUUACUGUAACAGUGAGAACAAGCUGCAACAGUUUGUUAAUGUGAUUUUUUAGUAAAUUUCUCAUCUCCAAUUUAGUUUAGGACUUAAUUGAGAUUAUCCCGUUUGUAUCUUGAUCCCAUUUGCAUAUUGUAAUUGAAAAUUGUAGUAUAUUGUUAGUUGAUUUGCUUCAACAGAAGGAUAUGUAUGGGUUUAUAAAUCAUACUACGUAGCAUUUGAAAACCAUAAUAUAUUGAUUAAAAAACAUUAGUAUAUGAGCUCAUAAAUCGUAGUAUAUGUGAUUAACUGAUUAUAAAAUAUGUGAGAUUCAAAAUCCUAGUUUAUCAUACCUGCCAUAAUUAAAUAGUAUGAUAAGAAUCCAGUGACAACCAUUAUGAUAUGUUGAAAUAAGCUUUAGACAAAAACCACAAUACAACCUCAAGAACAAUCAAAAUGACAAUCAUUUUAAUAUGUUGAAACACUAGACAACAUCGAUGGCAUCCAUAAGAAGAGAGCAUAAGAUUUUUGGACUUUUUCAUUGAGUUCAUGGAAAGUUUUCCACAUCAACUAACGCAAUUAGUGCACUUCAAAUACGAGUCAACUAGCUUUAAUGUUACAGUCUGUUCUUUUAUUAGUCAUUUAUUCAUUUUAGUUGAAGUUUUUUAAAUUCAUGAGAUGGAAGUCUUUAUUAAUGAAUGGUGAAUUUGGAAAAGGUGAGCUUUUCGACUUCAGAUGCAGCAUUGUAUUCUUGACUUGCUAUUCCAUCUUACUGAAGUUUAAUGUCUUCUGCUCAUUGUAUUCUUUGAAUUGUGUGAUUCAUUUCAUUUGUUUGCUUGAC